CGGUGCCUCCUUUUUAACACCGCGACACUUCUCCAUCAAAGUUUAUUUUAUUCUUCUAUGGUGGGAAGUUUGUGUGGCUAUACCAGGCAGCCAAAAUCAGGAAUCUUGCUACCAUUUCAACUCUCAAUGUCCAAUAGAUUACAAACUUUGUCGCUUGCCUAUGGACCGGAACUCUUGGGCUUUUCCUUUUCCGUUUAGAGUCCUAGGUUAUCAAACUGCUGAAUCUGGUGAUGUUGGGCUUGCUUCUAAGUUAUUUGAUAAAAUGCCGUAAAGAAGUAAAAGCAGUAGUAGUUUGGAAUUCGUUAACUUCCAAGCUGCUGCCUAGCACUAUACAAAGUUGCGAUUUUUAAGGGCCCCUCAACUUGAUCAGUUGAUGAGCUUCAAUGGCUGACCAAAUUUCCAAUCCAACCAUUCCUUACGACCGCAUAAAGCUCAACGUUGGCGGCAAGCUUUUUGAAACCACUGUCUCGACCCUCCAAUCUGCAGGUCCUGAUUCCCUCCUUGCCGCUCUCUCCAGCCGCCCCUCACAUCUUGACUCUAACCCUAUAUUCAUCGACCGUGAUCCCGAAAUCUUCUCCGUCCUUCUCUCUCUCCUCCGCUCUAACCGCCUCCCUUCUGCCGCUCUCCGCCGCUUUUCUAUCCAGGAACUCGCCGACGAGGCUCUUUAUUACGGAGUCGAGUCUCGCCUCCGAUCUGCCUAUUCGCCCUCACCACUUCGUGGCAUAGACGCCGCCGUCGUCGAUACCAUCCGCCCUGCCUCCGACGCUGUGCCUUCCAUUGCCGCCGGCGAAGACGGUUCAAUUUGGAUCGCUCACGGUGGUCAAAUUUCAAUAUAUGAUUCCUACUUAUCAUACUCCGCAGCCGUACGUACGCAUCUCGAUGAUAUCACCUCGAUUUGUCGGGUCUGGCCCGAGAUAGCCGCCAUCGGAUCUGAAUCCUCCUCUGGCCUGCACUUCUACGACCUUUCCAGCGGACGCUAUACCGCUUCAGUUCGUUGGACCGAUCAGGCUGACCCACGGAUACACAAAGCUCGAGUCAGUGCCAUCGCUAACUCACCAGACUCGGUCUUUGCGUCAUUUGAUUGUCCUCAUAGAGAGAACGGCGUCCUCGUGAUUGACAAAUCAACGCUCCAGGUUUCGUCGGAGCUGGCUCGCCAAUCAGGAACUGCCGCGAAGAACACAGUAGCGGGGAGGCUGACGUGGCUGCCAGCAACUGGUUUGGUUAUCGGGAGUGCUGUCACCUGCGGGGCAUUUGGUUUCUCCGGUUACAUUAGGAUGUGGGACCCGAGAAGUAGGGAGGUGGUUUGGGAGACGAAUGAACCCGGUUCAGGCCGGAGCAGCAGGUAUGGAGAUUCAUUUGCUGACGUUGAUGUCGACGUCGAUGAUUUGAGUCUCUUCAAGAUAUGCUCAAAAUCUGGGGAUUUGGCAAUGGCAGACAUUCGUAGCUUGGGGGAUGAUCCUUGGGUAUAUAUGAAAGACACAAAUCCUAGCAUGAGAGACACGAGCUAUGGCGGAAACAGUGUCGUCUUACAUUGCUACAAAAGACAGGUUUUCGUGGGGAAAGAUGGAGAACUGGAGGUUUGGUCGAAUGAAAAAGAAUGGUAUGACACUGUUAUUCCAAGUCAGCAAUCCUCGGAAAGUCAAAAUCAAAGUCAGGAAAUGUACUUCAGGAGGAAUUAUGUGGAUAAAGUGGAGGAUGCAAAGAGAGGGAUGAUAAAGAGAAUUGAAGGAGGUGGGGAGAGAUUGUUUGUGAGCAGAGAAGAUGUGGAGGUUGAGGUUUGGGAGAGUUCCAAUCAUUCUAGAGCAGUCACUGUUCCUUCUAGAAAAGAAUAAUGGACACUGAGUCAGUUAAUUCUAUUUGAUGCGUGGAAUUGGUUUUUUUUUUUUUUCUCUCGCAAAAAAGAGGCAACCACAUUUAGUUAGGAUAUACUGCAGGCUUCAGCGAGGAUUUAAAUUAGAUUUAUAGAUCACGAGAUUGCUGGCAGCGGGAAUGGCACUUAGUUCAAACUAAAUAUUCGAUCCUUAUCAAUUCAACCAGGGGGUAUGCAACCUAGAGAGAUGGCAGUAUUUCUUUAAUGAAUGUUGUAUCUGAGGUUUGGUUUAUGUGGAAAAGAUGUCAGCCUGAGGGCACGACGCAAAUGGUUUAAUUGAUGACUCGGUUCGAUCUUUUAGCAUAGAAUUAGUUCUCUGAACAGAGGCUUUGUAUUCUUUUUGGUGUUAUAUUAGUUUUGAUAUCUGUUAUCAACUUGUAAUGAAUUUGAUUUGUUUGAAAACAUAUGAUUGAUAAUAACACAAUCAAAGUCUUGAAUUUUCAAAAUACUGAUAUAUCUUUGAUGGUGUUAACUGUUAAGAUGUUAUAACAAUGGGGCUUUUAAUUUUGGCACCAACUUCAAUUUUGAAUUGCAGGCAAUGGCAUCUCAUAUGUGCUUUUUCCUACAAGGCACAGUGAUAGGUCGAUAGUUAAGUAAUGGAACUAAACACAGCAAUGAGGUUGGUCAUGAAACUUCUUCAGGCUUUAAGGGGCUCUUGUUCACUUCUUCAGUCUAGGAAUUUCCUUUGCCGUUUUGUUAUAAUUAAUGUGCCUUUAUCCUUUUUCCUCUGUCUAGAAACCUGCCUACUUCACUCUCCAAGAUUUGAAUGCAAUAGGUUAUGUGUUAUCUUUCAAAAUGUCUUUUAAGAGAAUUAUCAUGUUCUGAUUGCUAUUGUUGCUGCUAUUAUUUUGUCAAGCUGAUGUUUACCUGAUUCUUUUCCUUGUUUCAUUGACUGCCACUUCUUCUAAUAUGGGCAGAUGUUCGUCUUGCUUACUCUGUGUGGAUGAUGAUGGCAUAUUUGACAAAUGUCUGGAAGCUUAAUUCUUACCACAUGCUGAUGCCAUUGUCAAUCUUUAGUUAGGUGUAACCGCCGUGCCGUCAACAGUAAUUUUGUUCCUUGUAGAAAUUCUUGUAGGUAACUUUUGAUGCUCUGGUUAUCUACUCUUGCCUACAGCAUAGUAAGAUUCUUCCCCUCACAUUUUUUUAAAACUUUUUUUGUUGCAACUAUUUCCUUUUCCACUGAGUUAUUGCUGUUUAGGAAAUUGUAUAAAGUUGAAUUGCAUACCACUAUAAGUAUUCAUAGUAUCUUUUACACUUCAUGAACACUGUAUCAAAAAGCUGGACUAAAGCAUUACUGCAUGCCGGGUUUCUGGAUUUAGUCAACAUAAUCACCACCACUUCAUGAUCAGUUACAGGUACCUGCACUUCAUAUGAACCCAAAUGCAUAAAAAAAAAGGGACAGAAAUUCUUGUUUAGACAGCAUUAGUCUCAGCUGUUGAAAUGUCAGGGCAGAAAACAUCUGUAGCAUCUUUAUUGCUGAACAAACAAAGGAAACCAAAGAACAGAUGAGUAAAGGAAAGAUCAUAUGCAUAACUUUGUGGUCCUGUUUUAUGGUCGUCGUUCCUAUAGAUUCAGUUGUAGGAAUGAUCAUAGUAAAGCCAUGAUCAAUUACGUUUAGCAUUCCAAUUUCCAGCAAUAGGCACAAUGACCAUUUAAUGGGUGGAUGUAAAGAAAAUAAGUUUUGGGUAGCAUUUAAUGGGUGCCUAUAUACCAGCGGAGGCUGGGAUGGGGAAUAGAUGGUGGGUUGUCACAUAAGGGUGUGCUCUUAAGAUUGCCCUGAAAGCUCAGGCAAAACUUGAGGAUCAUACAAGGGGUGCGUUCUUAACAUUGUACAGUUGAGGCAAAACUUGAGGAUAAGAAUAUAAGAAUAUAAACAUACGUUUGGUUUACAAGAUUAUGAUAGCAUAUGAUUAGAUAAUAUUAUAAAUAAAAUUAAAUUAAAUAAUCUCUCUAUUUUACUUUUGA
This is a messenger RNA of Durio zibethinus, 3835 nucleotides long. Lineage: Eukaryota; Viridiplantae; Streptophyta; Magnoliopsida; Malvales; Malvaceae. The record is from RefSeq and is a predicted model, not a curated record.